UGGACAGGUUUUGCUAAAAAAAUAUAUAAAAAAACAAUCGACAGGAAGAGCGGACGUGCGGGAGAGACGAGCGAUGGCUCGAUAGGCAUCCUCCCCAGGUUCAGAUCCCGACGGCAUCCUCCCCAGGUUCCAGAACCGCUGACGUGGCGCUCCUCUUCCUCCUCCUCCCGCCUCUCCCAUCACCGCCUCGUCUGCCUCACCGCCGGCGACCGUCGCUCCCGUACCCACACUCCGGCGCAGGGAUGGCUCAAUGAGGUGUGUGUGAGCCGCGUUGAUCUGGCUUCUGGUGGAGUGUGAAAUGGUGGAUUUCCCGGAAGGGUUGCGACGGCUCGCUGCUCUCAUGCUCAAGUGCUGCGAUCUCGACAUACCAAAUCGUCCCAAGGGCCUCGAGGAUCCUGAGCGUCUGGCAAGGGAAACAGUUUUUAGCGUAAAUGAGAUUGAGGCAUUGUAUGAGCUGUUCAAGAAGAUCAGCAGUGCUGUGGUUGAUGAUGGUGUGAUUAAUAAGGAAGAAUUCCAACUGGCGCUGUUUAAGACUAACAGGAAAGAUAGCAUGUUUGCUGACCGGGUGUUUGAUUUGUUCGACACAAAGCACAAUGGGAUUCUAGAAUUUGAAGAAUUUGUGCGAGCUCUUUCUGUAUUCCAUCCUAAUGCACCAGUUGAUGACAAAAUUGAUUUUGCUUUCAAACUCUAUGAUCUCAAACAACAAGGUUUCAUUGAAAAGCAAGAGGUGAAGCAAAUGGUGGUUGCCACACUUGCUGAAUCAGGAAUGAACCUUUCUGAUGAGGUUAUAGAGGGUAUUAUCGACAAGACAUUUGAGGAAGCAGAUACAAAGCACGAUGGUAAAAUCGACAAGGAGGAAUGGCGCAAUCUUGUCUUGAGGCAUCCAUCUUUGUUGAAGAAUAUGACACUCCCAUAUCUAAGGGAUAUUACCACAACAUUUCCAAGCUUUGUCUUCAACUCUCAGGUCGAGGAUGCUUGAGAAUCCAGUUUCUAGGUUACCACUGAAGCUUGUGAAAGGCCACGGCAGACCAUGUCGUAGGUGGACCUUGUGUAUUUUUAUUUCUUUAUUCCUUUUUGGCGAUAUCCUUCUUGUGCUUGGAACAAUUCUUGUAAUUUUUUCACUUCUUUAAAAUGUGAAUUCCCAGCAAUCUCCUCGUGUGAGGGCUCUUCUUUUGUAUAUACCCGAGUAUAAUCUAGAAUUAACUGUUCCUUAUGUAUAAACGCUCUUCACAUACCUAGUUGCCCAUGCGAGUAGCAACUGAUAAGCAGCAGUUAUAUUUUAUCGUUCUA
Triticum aestivum (bread wheat) is the source of this 1290-nucleotide messenger RNA. Its product is annotated as calcineurin B-like protein 6. The transcript has 9 exons. Gene Ontology annotation, biological process: calcium-mediated signaling. Bases 299 to 979 code for a protein of 226 amino acids. Gene Ontology annotation, molecular function: kinase binding; calcium ion binding. Lineage: Eukaryota; Viridiplantae; Streptophyta; Magnoliopsida; Poales; Poaceae. The record is from RefSeq and is a predicted model, not a curated record.